Molecule: messenger RNA, 6855 nt
Organism: Xyrauchen texanus (razorback sucker)
Lineage: Eukaryota; Metazoa; Chordata; Actinopteri; Cypriniformes; Catostomidae
Product: tyrosine-protein kinase ABL2-like
Exons: 11
Coding region: 1405-4884 (1159 amino acids)
Biological process (GO): protein phosphorylation; regulation of apoptotic process
Molecular function (GO): protein binding; ATP binding; non-membrane spanning protein tyrosine kinase activity
Source: RefSeq, a predicted model, not a curated record
AUUAAAUAUUAAUAAAUAAAUAAAAUUAUUGAACAUAUCCAGUCAUAAUUUCACUUUUAAAACAUUAGUUAGCUUUUGUGUUAAUACAAAUUACCAUGUGAAAUGCUUGCAUGAAUAAAAUCUAAAAAAAAAAAAAAAGAAUACAUAUAAUGUAUAUAUAAAAUAUACCGAUCACCCACAACAUUAAUACCACCUUCCUAAUAUUGUGUAGUCCCACUCCAAAACAGUGUCAACCCGCAUCUCAGAAUGGCAUUCUGAGAUGCUAUUCUUCUCACCACAACUAUACAGAGUGGUUAUCCUGCAGGAGAUCAGUUACAGAAAUACUCAAACCAGCCCAUCUGGCACCAACAAUCAUCCAUGCAUCGAAUCAGCUAAUCAUGUGGCAGUAGUGCAGUGCAUAAAAUCAUAUAGAUACUGGUCAGGGGAUUUGAUCUUAGUGAUUUGGCCAUGGCAAGAUUGUUGGGGACAGAUGGGCUGGUUUGAGUAUUUCUGUAACUGCUAAUCUCCUGGGAUUUUCACACACCUCAACAGUCUCUAUAAUUUACACAGAAUGGUGCCCAAAACCCCAAAAAACUUCCUGUGAGUGGCAGUUCUGCGAAUGGAAAUGCCUUGUUGAUGAGAGAGAACAACAGAGAAUGGCCAGACUGGUUCGAACUGCAGUAACUCAGUUACCCGUUCUGUACAAUUGUGGUGAGAAUAAUUUUAUCCCAGAAUGCUAUUUUGAAAAAUGGGUUGGCGCUGUUUUGGCAGCACGAGGGGGACCUACACAAUAGACAGGUGAUUUUAAUGUUGUGGCGGAUCGGUGUAUAUCAUAUAAGAAAAUAAGUCCACAGUUUUUCCGCCUCAGUUACGUCAAAACACGCGUCAUAGGGAUUCAGUUAACGAAUCUUUUGCAUCAAUGCGAUGAUGUGCUGAGCGAGCGCUCUCCGUCAUUGGCUCGUGAAGCGCACGCCACUGAUUCUGCGGUAAAGAUGGCGGCGGCGGAGGGGGCUCGCAGCGGCUGAAGCAGAACAGAACGACCCCUGACGGGUCCGCUAUAAGAGAAACAGUCUCUGGGGGCCUGAGGAUCGUACUUUCCUGAUUAACCCCACCGCUUAUCCAGUGCCGUUUAGUAUAAUUUAACGUUUUGACUGUGUGCUGUUAGGUGGUGGGUGGGUUCUCACACACACACACACACACACACACACACACACACACAUCGAUUGCUAAGCUAAGCUAAAGGAGCUCGGUCCGGUCCGGUAGAGGAGGGUGAGGAAGAGAAGAGGCGGAGGAGAGGUUAUCCAGAAGAGGAACACUACUAUCCCGAGCAGAACAGACGGUUUGGUUGGGGGAUGUGAUCGAUCCAAACGGGCGGCGGGUGUUUCCACGGAUCUGUGUUGUUUUCCCACCCAGAACACUCGCAGGAUGGGACAACAGGUAGGCCGCGUGGGAGAAGGGGCUUCCGCGGGGCUCCAGACCCCACCGCAGGGACAACAGCAGCUGCAGCAGGGCAGAGCGAACCGGGCCAGCAGCUCCGGGAGGAGACCUCGAGACGGCAGCAACAUCAUCGGGACUCCACCGGGCAGAACCGCUGCUGCUGCUAACAUCAUUCCGGAUCCAGGAAUCAACAUCUUCACCCUACACUCCGAGGCCCUGCACAGGCCGUUCGGACUGGACUCGUCUGCGCUGACCGAAGCUGUGCUUUGGAGCUCAAAGGAGAAUCUGCUAGGUGCAGCUGAGAGUGACCCAAACCUCUUUGUUGCACUUUAUGACUUUGUUGCCAGUGGCGACAACACGCUGAGCAUCACAAAAGGAGAAAAGCUGCGAGUGCUGGGCUACAAUCAGAAUGGAGAUUGGAGUGAAGUGCGUUCGAAGAACGGUCAGGGUUGGGUACCCAGUAACUAUAUCACCCCUGUGAAUAGCCUAGAGAAGCACAGCUGGUAUCACGGGCCUGUGUCCCGCAGCGCUGCAGAGUACCUGCUCAGUAGCCUUAUCAAUGGCAGCUUUCUGGUUAGGGAGAGCGAGAGCAGCCCUGGCCAGCUCUCUAUUUCAUUGCGCUACGAGGGACGGGUCUAUCACUACAGGAUCAACACCGCCUCUGACGGAAAGGUCUAUGUAACAGCCGAGAGUCGUUUUAGCACGUUAGCUGAGCUGGUUCAUCAUCAUUCCACAGUGGCAGAUGGCCUCGUAACCACACUACACUACCCAGCCCCAAAAUGCAAUAAGCCUACAGUCUACGGCGUCUCUCCCAUCCAUGACAAGUGGGAGAUGGAACGCACCGACAUCACCAUGAAGCACAAGCUUGGAGGAGGCCAGUACGGAGAGGUGUACGUGGGAGUUUGGAAGAAGUACAAUCUCACUGUCGCCGUCAAAACCCUAAAGGAGGACACUAUGGAGGUCGAGGAGUUUCUGAAAGAAGCUGCAGUCAUGAAGGAGGUGAAACAUCCCAAUCUAGUACAGUUACUUGGUGUUUGUACGUUAGAGCCUCCAUUCUAUAUAGUGACCGAGUACAUGCCACACGGUAACUUGCUGGACUACCUGCGUGAGUGUGAUAGGGAGCAGGUGAAUGCUGUGGUGCUGCUCUACAUGGCCACUCAGAUCUCAUCCGCCAUGGAGUAUUUAGAAAAGAAGAACUUCAUCCACAGGGACUUGGCUGCUCGUAACUGCCUGGUUGGGGAGAAUCACAUGGUGAAGGUGGCUGAUUUCGGACUGAGCCGCCUGAUGACCGGUGACACCUACACUGCUCAUGCAGGAGCCAAGUUCCCCAUCAAAUGGACAGCACCAGAAAGUUUGGCCUACAACACCUUCUCCAUCAAAUCAGAUGUGUGGGCAUUUGGAGUGUUGCUUUGGGAGAUUGCGACAUAUGGCAUGUCUCCAUACCCAGGGAUUGACCUCUCUCAGGUGUACGACCUGCUGGAGAAGGGCUACCGCAUGGAGCAGCCCGAGGGCUGUCCACCUAAAGUCUACGAGCUCAUGAGAGCCUGUUGGCAGUGGAGUCCACUGGACAGACCUUCAUUUGCUGAGAUUCACCAAGCCUUUGAGACUAUGUUCCAUGACUCCAGCAUUUCAGAAGAGGUAGCAGAAGAGUUGUGUAAAACCGCUUCUGGUGGACAUGUGCACACCUUUGGUCAUGAUAUGCCACUCUUGCCUUCAAAGUCUCGUGGGCAGAAGAAACACUCUGAGAAUAAAGAAAAUAUGGAGGAGGCAGGACCCCACGGCCCUGCAGGUUUUGCAACCUCACAUUUUGCUGGUGAUGGGCGCUCCAGCAGCUCUCCGGCCUUACCACGCAAACAGAGGGAUAAAUCUCCCUCUAUUCUGCUCGAGGACUCCAAAGACACCACCUUCAACCGUGACCGCAAAACAGGCUUCUUCAGUUCUUUCAUAAAGAAGAAGUCUUCUUCCUCCACUUCUUCCUCACAAAAUCUCCCAAUGCCUCCCAAAAGGAGCAGUUCUUUCAGAGAGAUGGAGACCCAGCCUCAUAAAAAGUAUGAGCCCACAGCAGGGUUUGGGGGCCCUCCUCCUUUGCCCCAGUCUGAUGGGUUGAGUUUUUCUCCAUCUCAUGGAGAAGGCAACCAUUUGCAAUCCCGCUGUUGUGGGGCUACAUUUGGGCAGAAGCCCUCAAACUCUGUAGCAACCUCUAGUCAGGUAGGAGGAAGUAGUAGCUGGGGAAGCCUAGCAGGCUUCUUCACUCCUCGCCUUAUCAAAAAGACUCUGGGAUUGCGGACUGGUAAGCCUACUGGGAUAGAUGAAGGGGGAGGAACCAAGCCUUUCCCACGUUCCAAUUCCACUUCCUCUAUGUCUGCUGGGUUGCCAGACUUGGAGCGCAUGGCUUUGACAUUACCAAGAAACCGUAGCAAACCCCCACUAGAACGCACAGCUUCCACCACUUCACAGCCCGAGAAUGGGGCACCACAUCCUUCAGAUGCAAUCCUGAGGAAAUUCGAUGAAGGUACGGCUCAGAUACGGGAUCGUCCCAAAGCCAAGCUCUUGCCACGAGGGGUGGCAAGUGGGGCAGGUGGAGUGAGAGCUCCAGGGGUAGGGGGAGAGGCCGAUUCAGACUCCAACCCACGGGGAAAAGAUGGUCAUGAAGACAGACAAGGCUGGUCAUCUCCAUCAAAGACCUCCACUCUUGGGUUGGUCAAUCUGCACAAUCACAAAGUUCCAGUGCUGAUCUCCCCUACCCUAAAGCACAGCUCAGCCGAUGCACACCUAGUCGGCAUGGACUCUCAGGGCAACCGUUUCAAACUGCUGUCAGACAGCGAUCGUGACCGGCCACGACUUGUGAAGCCCAAAUGUGCACCCCCUCCCCCGCCCAUGCUCCGCUCCCUCCAACAUACCUACAGUGCUGAUGCAGCCGAUGAAGCAGCCAGUGGCAGUGUAGAGGUCAAUGGAGAUGGGAUCAAAAAAUCAGGGAGAGAGGCAAGAGGGGCACGUCCAUCAAUACCACCACCGCAAGUGCCUCCGUUCCCCUAUAGUAACAUCAUCACCCAGACUAAGAUGGCCAAUGGUGCUUCCAGUGGACCUGGCCAGACUUCCACCAAACCUACCUUUAGACGGACUCGACAGCAGGCAGAACGUAUCCCACUAGAGAAGAUUAGCAAGGAAGCUCUUUUGGAAUGCGCUGAAUGCUUGAGUUGUGCCCUACAAGGCAGCACUGAUGUUUCAUCCAACAGCCAGGUCUUGGAAGUGGGACACCAGCUUUUGGACUACUGCUCUGGAUAUGUUGACUGCAUCCCACAAACACGUAAUAAGUUUGCCUUUCGCGAGGCAGUGGGGAAACUGGAGUUGGGUCUACAGGAGCUUCGUGCAUCCUCUACAGGUGGGGGAGGGGGACCUGGGUCCAGCCCUGCCCUUGACAACUUGCACACCUGCAUUAAAGAGAUUAGUGAUGUGGUGCAAAGGUAGCCACUGUGUCCAUCUGUUGCUACACCCUCCAAAAAUCCUCCUCCUCCACCUCUUGAGACUUUACUUCCCCAAACCAAUCUAGUUUUAUUUAAAUGUUGGGGGACAGAGAAUAUUCUCUCAGAAGUACCUCAGAAAUUACUACAAACACACUCUAUUUCUCUCUUUUUAUUGUUUACAGGUGACUUUCUUCUUGAAAUUGCCAGUUGGGAACAGAGUCUAUACUUUGUAUAUAAGCUUUAUGUCAAUACCAAUAUACACAGUUUCGUUUUUAGCCAAUGUACUUUGUAAUUUUAACCGUUUUAUUUUGGUUUGACAAAAGUAAUUUUCACAAAUAGAUUGCACAGGUUACGGUGAGCCUAAAUUUCACUGACAGCAGACUAACUGUUCUGGCUUUCAGAGAAAAUAUUUGAAGAUUGCCAUCCACUGUUCAGGAUACUCAUUUUGCAUCUGAUCUCUAAUAACUGGAUAUUGUGUAAAUGUCAUUACAAAAAUAAGAAUGUCCACCAGUUAAGACAUUCAUUGAAUUUGCUUUAGGAUAAAACAUACUGCCUGUUCAGAGCAAAGAGAAUCAAUGAUUGUGGAACACAUUUAGCUCUGUGCACAUUUGUUUGGUUUCAUGUUACACACUAUACUGUAAGUGGCACCACAUCCCAAACUGUCAUUUUAAUUUGACCACGUUUAUCAACACUACAGCAUUUAAUGAGCAUUGAUGGUUUAGUAGAUCUUUCUGUAAUUAGGCUUUGCAUUUUUGUCAUUAGUAUUGGUUUGCUAUAGAAUUAUUGAGUUGGUGUUGGGUCAGCCACCACAUGGAUCAUAUUUGAGCUUAUAUCAGUGACCUUUAUUAUAAUGCCCCCAACAACCGUUGCCGGAAAUCUACUCUCUGCUUGUUGUACACCUCAGAAUUAUCAAGCCUUUGUGUAUUAUCAAUUUUUAAGGGAUAGUUCCCUCAAAAAUCAUCGUCGUCAUCGUAUGGUUUCAAAUUCUAUAUGACUUUCUUUUGCGAAAUGCAAAAGAUGUUAUGCAGAAUGUUAGGGAUUGACAGCCUCAGAAACCAUUACAUUUAUUGCAUCUUUUUUUUUCCACACAAUUAAAGUAAAUGGUGUCUGAGACUCCUGCCUAACAUCUUGUUUUCUGUUCCACUGAAAAAAGAAAGUCAUACAGGUUUGGAACGAUGUGAAGGCAAAUGACAAUAGAAUAAAAUGUUUUUGUUGAACUAACCAUUGAAGAAUUCUUAAUUUAGAAGAGGUGAAUUUUUUGACAACAUUGAAUCCGCAAGACUACUAAUACAAUAUUGCCAAGUCUUUUAAAAAAAACUGCAUUUUUUUAGCACAUUGAUUUGCAACUUUCAUUUUAACUUUAGAAUGUCUCCAUUUGUAAACUUGAAUUUUGUAUUAUUUUCUAUUAAAAGCACAGGCAUUUUUAAGAUAUUGUAGAUAUUGCAUAUUAUUUUAUACCCACAAAAGAUGUGGAAGAUCAAGCUCAUUUAUGUCUUGUAAAAGACACAGUUGGUUAGUGGAAUUAUAUGUUUUGUGGUGAAGUGCAGAAUUUGGUGCGAGGGUCUCUGUGCAUCUACAUUAUGAAUGUAAUCAUUUGUCAAAAUCAGGAAUGUUAUUUUAUUUUUAUUUUUGUGGAUGUUUUCUAGAAUCUCUUCUCACAACAUUCAACCUUUUUAUUUAUUAAAAGAAACCUUUUUUUUUUUUAAGGUCAAAAAACAGUAACACAAUUUGUCUUGUUCUGUAGUCGUUAAAAGAUUUAGAUUUCUAUUAGAAGUUGCAUAAAAGAGAUUUUUGUGGGUACGCUACAACUUCAUAAUGAAAUAUAAUUAAGAUUAUUUGAAACGAUUACACUGGAGCACAUUUUUAAAGCAUAAAGGUUAAUUGCCUUGCCUUAAUUCUAGUGUGUAAUAUGGAAAUCUUUGCUUUUGCCAUACAUCUCUGUAAUAUUUCAGUUCCACUGCAGCAGGAAAACACA